Populus trichocarpa (black cottonwood) is the source of this 1455-nucleotide messenger RNA. RefSeq lists its product as uncharacterized. The transcript has 2 exons. Lineage: Eukaryota; Viridiplantae; Streptophyta; Magnoliopsida; Malpighiales; Salicaceae. The record is from RefSeq and is a predicted model, not a curated record. The coding region runs from base 412 to 1218 and encodes 268 amino acids.
CGCCUUAUAUUAUCAAACCCCCAAAGCUAAAAUAUUGUCUAGCAUCAAGCAAAGUUUCAAUCUGUUAUGGUCCAUCGCCGAAUCUACAAGAAAAGUUGGAAAGAUUUAACUUCACGAAACAAGAACCUGAAGAUUGUAAUUAUUUUCCACUCCUGGGUCUUCCUAGAAAACAUGAACACUGGUGAAAUAAGCAUUAAAUGUGACGAGGAAGUUCUUAACUUGAAGCAGAGAAAGUGGAAAUCAACUGAAGAAAUAAUCUUCAAUGGUCAAAGAAUGUGUUAGAGAACUAUUUGAUAUUGUUGUACUAGUAUACCCUUUUCAUUUGAAUUCUUUGUUUCUCCACAUUGAGUAGCAGUUGCAUUUGUAAUUUGUGACAAAAGCAGUAAUGAACUGCCACUGGGCUUUGACAAGAUGCAUGGAUUCUCCAUGGUUGAUGGCUUUGCGGAGAUAACUGAAAGCUUGGCCGAGAUGAUCAAGUAUGUGGCGAACGAACCCUCGGUAGGGCUUUUCUAUAUUCAGCAGCAUACUCAGAAUGCAGUUCCGAAUGUCAUUAGGCUCAAGAAUAAUGUUGUGGAGAAGUCACGUGAAACAAAUUUGCGCACUGAAGACUUGGAGGAUUCUAUCACCGUGGUGAAGUCAAUGAAAGAAUGUGGUUUCCCUGUUGCUGAUGAGAUGAUUAGAGACAUCAGGACAUCUUUAGCAAUAUUGUCAGCUAAACAACCAAGAAGAGGAUUAAUCAAUAGCCCAGUUUCAGGUUUCCAGAUGGGAAGAACCAGCUCAUGGGGACCAGGCACUUGGGGUCGUAAUGGAGAUGAUGCCAAGAAGGAUGGCAAAAGAACGAGCAAUUACGUUUCAACUGUAUUUAAAUCUGCCAAAGAAAGGGCAAGCAAUUUCAAGUGGCCACCACGGGAUUCAAAAGAAUCAACCACAAACCAGGCAGAAAAACCGUUGUCUUAUCCCAAUCCAUCACAAUUGGUCGGUAUCUCUAGUUCAUCUUUGCCUGCUGCAGAACUUGAUGAACUGCCCUUGUCCAGUCUAACUGCUGACGAGCAAGAAUUAGAUAAAGAAAAGGAUCAGGUUGGUGUAAAUUCACCACCUCAUAAUAUAUUGUUGGUAACAGAAAACCACAAUGACUUCCAGGCUGAUAAGGAAGCCAAGCUAGAGGAGUGGUUGGGAAGGACUGCUGACAACCAAGAUAAAGUGCAAUGGAGCAAAUGAUGCAGGUGGCUUUUCCUUCUUCUUCAUCGAACAUGUCCAAUGCCAUUGCUUCUCAAAAAACCUUUUGCUUGUAUAUCUGUUGUUUGUGCCUAGUGAGCUUAGAAGUUAUAUUACACGGUUCAUCAAAAUACUUGUCUCGUUUUGGUUGGUUUCACAUAGCUUUAGCGUCUCAGGUUUCUUUUAUUAACUUUUUUCUGUUUUCUUAUGUAAUUAAUGUAACAAGAGAGAUCUUCUGUA